Messenger RNA from Zerene cesonia (dogface butterfly), 3395 nucleotides. Its product is annotated as neural Wiskott-Aldrich syndrome protein-like. Gene Ontology annotation, biological process: actin filament organization. Bases 257 to 1681 code for a protein of 474 amino acids. Gene Ontology annotation, molecular function: actin binding; microtubule binding. The transcript is spliced from 11 exons. Gene Ontology annotation, cellular component: cytoplasm. NCBI's taxonomy places the organism in Eukaryota, Metazoa, Arthropoda, Insecta, Lepidoptera, Pieridae. The record is from RefSeq and is a predicted model, not a curated record.
GUAAUGAUUGAUGUAUCGCAGACGGGAUGUUGAGAAAGUAAUUCAUUUUUAUCCAUUUUAGCAUGUAAUUUGCAUCGAAUAGAAAAUUAAAGUACGUUUUCGUGUCUUGAGAAUGCCCCUUUCGUUGGGAAUAGUGAGUGAGUGCCAAAGUAUUAGUUGUCCAGUGUUAAUACGUUGGGAAUCUGUGAUUAACAAUAUGUAUGGCUGUGCCUAUUUAAAGUGAUUUUAUGAGUGUUUUAUAUAAACAACAAGCAGAAUGCCGAGAGGUGAGAAUAGGCCGAGCGUCCUAUUGUCUCGGGAAGAGAAUGAACAGGUGUUUAGUCUCAUAGGUCCUAAAUGUCAGAGUCUAGCAACAGCUGUAGUACAACUGUUCACCACAGAAGGGCCAGGCCACACAGAAUGGAAGAAGAAGGACACAGGUGUACUCUGCUUGAUAAAGGACAACAGCAAAAGAUCGUACUUCUUCAGGAUCUAUUGCCUAUACAGAAAGACAAUGAUAUGGGAACAUGAGGUGUACAUGCAGAUAGAGUAUAAGAGUCCACGGCCAUAUUUACACACGUUUGAAGCUGAGGAAUACAUGACGGCAUUCAACUUCGCCAACGAAGAUGAAGCUAAAGUGCUCCGGAAUAUACUCAUCGAGAAAAUCGAACUGCGGAAACAGAGGCGGGAAGAGCGGAGACAGCGCUCCAUGCUAGCGGCGCGCGCGAACAGCUCGGCGUCCAGCACGCCCAACCUGUCAGCGCGCGUCAACGGCGUGUCGGCCGCGCACGCGCCGCCCGCGCCCGCGCCCGCGCCGGCGCCCGCGCAGCUCAAGAGCAACGCGGUGUCCGGCAGUGGAUACACACUGAAAGGCAAGAAGCAGAAGGCGAGAAAACUGACGAAGGCGGACAUCGGUGCGCCGCAGGACUUCAAGCACAUAUCGCAUGUGGGGUGGGAUGCCGAUAAAGGCUUCGACGUGGACAACCUGCCCGAGGCGGAGAUGAAAUCGUUCUUCUUCAAGGCGGGCAUCAGCGACUCGCAGCUGCGGGACCACGCGACGAGACAGUUCAUAUACGACUUCAUCAACAGGAACGGCGGGCUGGAUGCGGUCAAGGAGGAGCUGCAUGAUGCUGCGCCUAAAGCGUCCCGCGCGCCGCCGCCGCCGCCCGCGCGCGCCGUGCCGCCGCCGCCGCCGCCGCCCGCCGGCCUCGCGCGCAACCCGCCGCCGCGCCCGCUGCAACCGCCGUCGGCCGCGCCGCCGUCAGUGCCGCCGCCCCCGCCGCCGAGCGCCGCGCCGCCGCCCCCGCCGCCGCCGCCGCCCGCGCCCGCGCCCCCGCCCGCCGCGCCGCACGCCCCCGCGCCCCCCGCGCCGCCGCCGCCGCCCGACGCGCCCGCCGACGCGCACGACCCGCGGGCCGCGCUUAUGGAGAGCAUACGCAACGGGAGCAAGACGCUGCGGCAUGUUGAAGUUGGAUCCAAGUCUUCACUCAAUGACGAUAAUAGGAGUAAUUUGCUGAGUGAAAUUCGACAGGGCAUCAAUUUGCGCGCCGUGAACCGCGUGUCCGGGCCGGUGGAGGAGCGCGCGCCGGCGUGCGGGCUGGCGGGCGCGCUCGCGAAGGCGCUGCAGGAGCGCGCGCGCGCGAUACACUCGUCCGACUCGGAGGACAGCCAGACCACGAGUGACGGCGAGUGGGACGAUUAGAUGCGCGCCUGGUUUGAAUUUCGAACGCCAUCUAGACUACGUAUAUACUGCGCUGUCCAACGAUUAUUGUAUGCAAACAGGAUAUCGAGCAUUUCAACAAAAAACAACCAAGAACCAAUGUAAUGUUAACAUAAUAUAUAAAAUAUUUGUUUACUUUACCAAUUCUGGCUCAGAUUUAUUGAAUAACUGCUUAUAUUAUAUUAUUACAAAGACUAACUCCUCUUUUCGAUUCCUUUGCACUGUUUUAACUUUAUUUAUAUAACUGAAUAUCAGUAUUUACAAAUGUAAACACAAAUAGAAUAACAGUAAAGUGUAAGUAACUGCCGUUAUAUUAAAACAUGUGAAAUCAUUUUGAUUAUCUCGUCAAUGUAACACUUACAUAUAGCCUAUUUCAUUCAGCUUCAACUUUACAAAUUUUUAGCUUCCUACUAGAGAAUUCUCAGGAUCAGUCCAGUAGUUUGGUACAAACAACCAGUCUUUCGUCUGUAUCAUAUUGUUAUAGUGUAUUUUCAAAUAUUUAUCUAUAUUCUUCGUUUCAUCAUAAAUUUCCAAUUUAAUUGCUCAAUCAAGACAAUUUUCAUAAUAUACAAUAGUUAUUGACUUUUUUUGUAUUUUAGCCUCUUUAUCUUGUUGAGAAUGUAUCUCCUACUCUUAGACUAUCCUUUGUAAGUUUCUUAUAGAAAAAUGUAAUCAGUAAAAAUGUAUUAGUAUGAUAUUGUAAACCGGAUAACAGUUUAACUGUAACAAAAGCACAUUAAAUGUGUCCUUUCCUGCCCAAAUUGUCCUUUCCUCAUUUAUUCAUAACUUCGAGCCAAUAUAAAAUGGCAAUUAAAGUAUAUUUAAUAAUUUUAUAAUGAUAGUUUUAACGAACUGUUACUUUAGUUUCUGUAUAAUGUGUACAUAGUUUUUCAUUAGGCGGAUUGACUGAAGAAAAACAUUGGUGAUAAUAUUAGAUUUUAAAUAAUUCAAGAUAUUAAUGGAUGGUCAGAGAACAUGCAUUCGGUCAGCAUUUUGAUUUUGAUGUAUUCUGAAAAUGUAUAAAGCCGUAUGUAUCAAAGCCAUGUCAUUUGAAUAAAAAUUUUGUUUUCGUAGAUUAUUAACAUAUUAGUUAUGAAUACAUUUAGGCCACUUAUACCUUUGUUUGUAUGCAAUAGUGCCGUGUGUCUAAGUGCUUCUUGUGAUGGUUACUAAGUCUGCAAUCGUCAUAUAUUUGUUAUUUAGUGAUUAUUCAAAAUAUUUUUUGUAAUAUGCGAGGUUAUAAGUGUUUUUUGUAAUUAAUUAUAAUUAUAAGAUGUUCAACGAUAGUAAGUAUUUAAAUUUGUACUAUUGAUAGUUUAUACUUUGUAAUCACAAAUACGUUUAAUAAUUUUAAAUUAAAAGCUGACAGUUUUUUUUUUCAUGAAAUUGUAAACAUUAAAAGCAAUUGUUUCUUGCAUAUUAAUUACAUACUUGGUACUACAAAUAAUAAUUCGCCUUUUGGAUGCCUCUAGGUUUGAAAUUGCAAGAAUGUGGUUUAUAUAAGUGCUAUAACACACAUGAUAUAAAUGUACGAAAUUGACUCGGAACGCAUAUAUCAAUUUAAUGAUAAAUGAUAAAAAAAAAAAAUAUUUUUAUAUAAUUAGUUUUGUAUUGUUGUCGGUGUGUAAGUACGACGGUGACUAAUGAAUUACACAUGUAACACUUCGUUGACAUAAUAAAUUAUUAAUAAAUAUAA